This is a messenger RNA of Polyodon spathula (Mississippi paddlefish), 2095 nucleotides long. It is a transcript of the gene peds1b, whose product is annotated as plasmanylethanolamine desaturase 1. Bases 55 to 855 code for a protein of 266 amino acids. The transcript has 6 exons. The record is from RefSeq and is a predicted model, not a curated record. Gene Ontology annotation, molecular function: oxidoreductase activity. Lineage: Eukaryota; Metazoa; Chordata; Actinopteri; Acipenseriformes; Polyodontidae.
GGGCCGGCAGGGAGUUGAACUCUGAACUUGACGAGAGAAGAGAACGGGGUCGAUAUGCAACGGCGGGUGGCUGAAAAUGGGGAUCCCGUAGCCAGUAAGGGGAAACCGAGGUGGGGUCCACAGCACGCAGGAGCCCGGGAGCUGGCGGACCUCUAUUCACCAGGAAAGCGAUGUCAGGAGUGGGUCUGUGUAGUGCUCUGCUUCUCUUUGAUGGCCUUCGAUUUCUACCUGCUGCUCACCAGCUUCCACCUGGAACACACUCCCCUCCUCCUGUUGGGCAUCGUUGCUGGAAUUGUGAUGGCUGAUUUCUUCUCUGGGCUGGUGCACUGGGGAGCAGACACAUGGGGUUCUGUGGAGCUGCCAAUCUUCGGGAAGGCUUUUAUUCGCCCGUUCCGGGAGCAUCACAUUGACCCGACAGCAAUAACACGGCAUGACUUCAUUGAAACCAACGGAGACAACUGCAUGCUGACCUUGAUUCCUCUCAGCAACAUGGCCUUCAAGUUCCUCACUCUGCCCCCAGAGGAGAUCCAGAGGACCUACCCCUGGGAGUGCUUCCUGUUUGCUUUGGCCAUCUUUGUGACACUCACCAACCAGAUCCACAAGUGGUCUCACACCUACUUUGGGCUGCCCUGCUGGGUCACGUUCCUCCAGGACUGGCACAUCAUUCUGCCCCGCAAACACCACCGGAUUCACCACGUGUCACCCCACGAGACCUACUUCUGCAUCACCACAGGCUGGCUAAACUACCCUCUGGAGCGACUAGGCUUCUGGCGAGGCCUGGAGGAUCUCAUCCAGAGCCUGACAGGAGAGAAGCCCAGAGCUGAUGACCUCAAGUGGGCUCAAAAAACCAAGUAACCCCUUGAUGUCUUCUCCACAUCCUGAACUCCUGCACCCCUCUGACUUCUCCUGUGAUGCUUUUGUUCAAUAAGAAAAGAGAGAACGGAUAUCAAGCCCCUUCCCUCCACAAAGACUCAUCUUUGUACCUUUUUUCAUUGAAAUACUUGAAAAACAAAAUGGCUCUUAGUAAACAAGCAGUUUUUUUAAGCGAUUUCCCUGGUUGCCAUGUGACACUUUCUAAACCACCAGACUGUAUUUCCUGUUGGUACUGCACCUGGUAGAAAUAUUUUUUAUCUCACUUUGGCCUCAUAGUUUUGGGGUUGCCUUUAGUUAACUUGCCAAAACUGCAGCCUUUUUCCACAAGAAGCUCGCUAGCAUAGUUUAAUCAGCAGACUGGGCUUUGGGUCUCUGUUACUAACAUAUGGAGGGGGGCAGUAUGCAUAUUUAUUAUUAUUAUUAUUAUUAUUAUUAUAUAGUUAUUGUUCCAUUCCUAAUAUUGAAAGUGUUUGUGAAACCCUGUUUUUGUAUGCGAUUAGGGGUGGGGUGGCUUCAUCAUACAGCUUUCCAGGGAAGUGAAGGGAGCUAGCCUAGCGGGGGGAGGGGGGUUUCAUCAUUGUAAAUGAUUACACACAAUGAGACUAUACACUGUCUGGCCACUUCAGGGCUGGACAAAUCAGUACUAUGAGUGGUAGACCGAUGGGCUACCAAAAGGCAAACUGUGGUAGCCCACCACAAAUUUUGGUAGCCCACAUUGUUCAGUAGAUAAACAUUCCCAUUUAACGCUAUGCACCAUUAAAACAUGCAGACGAUACAAUUGUGAGGUGGUGAGGUUCAGAAAAGAAAUCCCACAUCACUUCUGAGGGCCACUAAUAAAACAGGUUGUGGUUUUUUUACCAUAUAUAACCAGCUACUGCCAAAGUUUGCUAAUGACCUAAUUUCUGUUAAUAUUUCUACCAAACAAUAACAAGCUAAUAAUAGUUUCCUUAUAUAAAAUGCAGGGAAUUAUGUUUGACCACAUAAUUUGCAUUAUUUUCCCAGAUUUAGAAAAUAGUACAAGUGCAUUGCACACUUUAUAAAGACAUUACCCUGCAAGGGGGCACCCUCAAUACCAUUAGCUAAUUGUUCAGUUGGAAAUAAAAAAAUAAGCGCACCUUUAUUAACUUUCUACUGUGCUGGAGCUGCAGUAUCCCUGCACCUCAGUAACACUGUGAUAGCCACUGAGGUGUUCUCUCCUGUUUAUUCAUUUGUUUUAUAUAUA